Messenger RNA from Fomitopsis serialis, 1090 nucleotides. RefSeq lists its product as uncharacterized. The coding region runs from base 101 to 901 and encodes 266 amino acids. The record is from RefSeq and is a predicted model, not a curated record. NCBI's taxonomy places the organism in Eukaryota, Fungi, Basidiomycota, Agaricomycetes, Polyporales, Fomitopsidaceae. The transcript has 3 exons.
UACCACUUUGCUCCCACUCAUUUCCAUUUCCCUUUGGCGAGCGCAUUUGUGUGCCGCUUUCCUUAUGCUUGUCCUUGCGCUCUGCUGAUGGCCGUUUGAAAUGCAAGAUACCGACUCAACUACCGAUCUGAAUAGGUCAUUGAGCAUGUUCUCAGUCUUAACACUCACCAGCCCGCGCGGUUUGGGAUCCACAACACUGUCCAGACACGAGACCUUUCCAGCACGCCAGCUUGACCACGGGGUCAGCAAACAGCGAAACAGACCAGACUGGGUCGCUGCGCAGGUGCCGAAGAACCGUGGUCACCUCACCCUUGAGCUCGGGGAACGCAUCGGUAGUGGCAGGUCUGCUGAUGUGUACGUGGCGAAAGUUGUCACUGCCAUCCUUCGGGACGACGGUGCUCCUGGCGCUGAAAGUCCUCUCAGUUCGGAGCUCUGUGUCAAGGUAGCCCGACCGAACCGCUGUCGCUCGCUCGCUCGGGAGGCCUGGGUUUAUGAGCAGCUCGCCGAGCGCGCACUUCAAGGCGUCAUUACGCCCAAUUGCUAUGGGUUCUUCACCACCACAUUGGCUCCUGAACAGCUACCUUUUCCCCUCUGGUCCAAUGAAGACUCCGGCGUCGACGCGCGCCCCCGGGACAAAGAAAAUGAUGAUCCUACCCGCGACGAUAGCCUCUGUGACGACGUCACUUGGGAUAGGGACGAGUGCACAGGCUAUCCUCCAGGUGGCAGGGAGCUUUCGCCGUGGGUCGAUUGGCGCCCCGACCCCGACUCACCGUGUGUGUCCGCCCUCGUGAUGGCUCGCGGAGGGGCAAAAUACAGCGUGAAUGAGGAUGAAUGGGAUCAGUCUGUUCGAGGUCGUGCAGAUUCUCGACGAUUUGUCCGCCGGCUUUAUUAUCCAUCGUGAUCUCCGUCCAGCCAACAUCGUACGUGCUGCGACAGACACACGGAAGUGCGACAGACACGAUUGCGUGCACGAGUGGAACCUCAUCGACUUUGCCUGGUCGGUUGUUGAUGUGCCCAUCGGUCAUAAGAAAACAACGGAAGAUUUCGUUCGGAAGUUGCAGCAGGAAAAUUAUCGCAGUUCGUAUUUCUA